Molecule: messenger RNA, 747 nt
Organism: Anopheles darlingi
Lineage: Eukaryota; Metazoa; Arthropoda; Insecta; Diptera; Culicidae
Exons: 5
Coding region: 4-747 (247 amino acids)
Source: RefSeq, a predicted model, not a curated record
GUGAUGCUAGAGUUUAUACUGUUCGAGUUACAGCCAGCGCAGCAGGGUAAUUGUCUGGACGAUCUUUUCGUUAUAUCGGUGCAGAACGAUAAUCGAGCCUAUCCUCUACUUUGUGGCAUCAAUAGCGGUCAGCACAUGUAUCUGGACAUCGAUACCACCUACUCACGUCAGAUAUAUCUUACCGCUCAUUUUAAUAACAGAAAGUCACCGAGAGCAUUCUUGGUAAAGAUAACGCAGAUCAUUCAUCCUCAGGCUCCUUCUAGUUGUUUGCAGUACUACAACGAGCUACAUGGAGUGAUAAAAUCGUUCAACUAUGAUAAUCAUUCCACGAUUGUCCCAAACAUCAAUCCCAGCUAUUUGAAUAACUUGAACUACGCCAUCUGCAUAGGAAGGAACACACGUUUUUGUUCAAUUGUUUUCAACAACAAGGACGAAGAUGUAUUUCAAAUAAUUAAUGUAUCCCUAGAUGGAAGCAGCAUUGUACCAGCAAAUCAGGCGGGAGUGGAAAUAUUGAACUGUCCGGAUGAUUUUAUUGCCAUAAACCAUCUUCGAUUGUGCGGCGAUAGAUUCAAUGACGGUAGUAAGGAGUUAGAUUUUAGCUUAAAUUCUCCAGUUUUUCACACGAUUGCAGGUCCGGUUGUAGUAGCAGUUAAAACAGACCAAGCGAAUGUUGGACGUGGGUUUAAAUUAUCAUUCGAGCAAAACGUAUGCAUACAAGGACCAGCAAAAAAAUAUAUCGCAAAAUAA